UGCAUGAAUCUCUCACUUCACCUACGAUGACUGUUGCGCAAACCGUCAGACCGUCCUACUGUACCUGAAUUGGCCCUAUAUCGCCCUCAAUUGCGCGGUUCCUGGCUACUUUUCAGCACGUGGCCACCACCUGCAGCCCCCCGAGUUGCAUUCCCUCUCAUCGCUUCACCAACCACCCAACCACACCGCAACGUCCCUCCGGCAAGCGCAACUGCCAUGACGGUUCGAUGACAUGUGCAGCAUCGCCAGGCAUCGCAUACCCCGUCUUCCCUGGACUAAGCGAUGUCCCUCACUCCAUCUAACCCCCGGAUGAUGAGCCCUUGGGGCGGCAGCGUCAAGCUCACCCCGUCCAAUUCGCCGUUCGUGAAGACCACCCCGCUGCGGUCACCUAUCAAGCCCAGCCGCGCCGAAGUGAACCUCUCGCUCAAGCAGGUCAUUGGGACUACUGCUAGUUCGGCCAAUGCCUUCGACAGCCUCCCCUCGGGCAGAUGCUUUGGCUUCACCGCCGGAGCUGCUGCCGUCAUUGCGACGGUCGACGCCCACCAGCAGCUCACCCAGCGAUUCUACCGCGCCCGCCCCACCACCAACCCCCUCAACCCCUCAUCUUCCGUCUACGGUGGCCCUUCAACCCCGACCCAAAACGAAAGUCGGAACCGAACUGCUGCCUCACUGCGCGAUGCUGGCAUAGGUGCCUCGUCGCUCGCCUCCCCCGCGAACGACUGGGCGGAUUCUCCCGGAUGCAGGACCUGGACCGCCCGGGAAAGGAUCAAAGCUGCAACUUGUGUAUCAUUCAGUCCAGAUGGGAAAUUUCUGGCUAUAGGAGAGACGGGAUAUAAGCCGCGUGUGCUGAUAUUCUCCACCGCCUCCGAUGCUCCGUCCGACACUCCUCUCACCUCUCUAUCCGACCACACUUUCGGCGUCCGAUGCGUCGCUUUUAGCCCCGACUCGCAAUAUCUGGCUAGCUUGGGUUCUUCCAAUGAUGGCUUCUUAUACAUAUGGAACAUCAAUUCCCGGACCGGGGCUGCAACACUACAUUCCAGCAACAAAUGUACUAGUAACAUCAAUAGAAUGGCUUGGAUGGGGUCAAGUCUGAUCACUGUCGGCACGAGACAUGUCAAGGUUUGGCGGGUGGAAGAUCCAAAUUCUACACCUCGAAUGUCAAGACCAAGACAGAGUGAUGUCUCCUUCCUCCUCUCGAGUAGCACGCAUAAAACACUACCAGGCAGAAACUGUCUCCUGGAAUCCCUCCUUGAAGCAAACUUCACGAGCGUCGUUGCGGUUGCCCCAUCUAAGUCCAUUGUCGCCUCUGACAAAGGAGAUAUAUGCCUCAUUGACGAUACUGAAGGAUCUCAGCGCUUCACCAAGGUCGCCGAGGCCGGAUUUUCAGUGUCAUCCAUGGCCGUGGAUUCAAAAGGACGACUGCACUUGGCUAGCAGCCAGGGAGGCCUGAAAACUCUGGCCAUUAAAGAGAUGAUUGGAGUACUAACACCGCCUCCUUCGCCGCCACCUCGAGUUCAAUCACCAGUGGUGUCUUUAACAACCAAUUCCAUCCAAGUCGAAGCCAUUACGCCGCUCAUUGAUCAUCUCGUCACCGUAGAUUCGCAGCGUUCGAUUCGCUUAUCACAUUUAUGCUCCGCUGACGACGAAUCCCUAGUUGGUGAUGUUGUCCAGAAGCUACCGGCCCACGGUGAUUCCGUGCUGGGUGUGGCUGCGCUCACCCAGCCAAACGCCAUCGAUGCCUCAUUUUACACCUGGUCCGCAGGAGGAUCAGUCCUUUUCUGGAGCCAGGAGGGUGUCUGCAAGGAUUCUUUGCAAAUCACUCUUGAACAAAUUGAAGGCUCUGAGGCCGAUCUAAAUGAGCUGAAAACCGUGAGAGUAUCAGUUGGUGCGAGCUAUAUUGUGACUGGUGACAAGUACGGUGUUCUCAGGAUAAUUGACUGCAAGACCAAGUCGAGCUUAUUUGACUUCAAAGCCCACGCUAGUGACAUUACCGAGAUUGCUAUCUUCGAGGAGAAGACGCCAGCGUAUAUUGCUUCUGCGGCGAGAGAUCGCACGGUACAGGUUUUUACGAAGAAAGGCCACGUAUGGGAAUUAAUGCAGACCCUUGACGAACAUGUGGGUGCUGUUACCGGAAUUCUCUUCUCUAGGAAUGGAAGCAGACUUGUGUCCUGUUCCUCCGAUCGCACCUUGGUCGUCCGCGAGUUAGUCUCACGCGAAGAGGCAGGUCAAAUCAUAAGUGCGUUCCUGAUACUGCGGACUAUCAUCUUAAAAACGACUCCAGUCUCAAUGACAUGGGAUGCCGACCAGGACGACAUUCUUUUAGUAUCGACGAUUGACCGACAGGUUCACAAGUAUGACCUGCGAAAUGGCCAAUCCCUCAGCACUUUCCGUGCCGCAGACACUGAAGGAGGUGAUGCCGUGGUCUUGUCAUCUCUAGUUCAUAUCCAACGUCCUCAAGGCCCGCCUUUGAUCGCUGGUGUCUCAAGUACAGACAAGUCCAUCCGCCUGUACGAAGAAGGGGGCACUCUCGUUGCGCGCGAUUGGGGCCAUACUGAGGGUGUCACCGCAAUUGCUCUGGUAAAGCCACAAGAUUCCGAUGAUGAUGAUGAUGACGGACAGAGGUCAUUAGUCACAGUUGCGGUAGAUGGUACUAUUUUUAUCUGGAGCCUGGAGAUGAAAUUCCCUUACCGGCAUGAUUUAUCGAAGUCAGUAGAUCUCUUGGGCCCGAUUACUCCCACAAACUACGACCUCCUAGCGAGUAAGCCGCCGUUGCGACGAGUUUUCUCUCAGUCAGAGCUCGCCCGUUUCCAAAGAUCUCCUGAUGAUGACAAUCAAACACCUACUGGAAGCAGAUCACCAAAGUUGCGGAAAAGGCUCUCCAAAUUCUCGCUGGCUCAAGCUCCAAAGCUUGAUCCCUCGCCUAUGCCGAGCAUCCCACGGGAGCUCCGUGCAUCUGGACACGGAUCGCUGCGCAAAUCAUACAGGAACCGAUCCCCUUCUCCGCCCAGUCCACGCAACAACACUAUCCUCGCGAAGAAGCGCUCGAUGGUAGACGUCCGAACUCGUAAUAAACCACCUGUAAACGAGUUUGGGAGUCUUGGGGCAUCCACCGAGAGUCUUUGUCGAACCCUUCGUGCAUACAGGAAAAGACUCGCGAACAGCAAUGAUGAUCUCAGCUCUGAGCUUGUGAAAGAGGUUGAACGCGAACUUGCACAAACGGCAAGGGCGGUGGGAGAGAAGGCCAAGUCAAGAAGCGUGGAUGAGACAGUCAUGGUGAAGCUUUUGGACCAGUACUCAGAAAGACUUGUGAGCAUGUUAGAUGAGAAGAUCGCUGCUAGUGUAGCAAUGAGAGUCCGAGAGAGUAGCAUGUCAGAAGGGCCUGCAUCACCAGCGUUGGAGCGAGAAGGAGACAGAGGGACCGAGGAUUCUACCAUCAGCAAUACAGACUCAGCGGAAACACGCACAACGGAGUCGCUGAACGAGAAAUGAGGACGAGCUUGGAGUAAUCGAUAAUCCGGACGGACGCCGGAAGAAUUUAUGGAUAUUGGAAUAUGGGGCGACCCACGGCGUGUACAGUGAUGGUGUUGUGUACUCCACGGAGACACGGGAACUAUUUUCAUUACGACUGAAUACCGGCGUCUGGGAUUGCUUUCGGUUAGCACAACAUUUGUUUUGGGAGGACCUCACAGUUCUGGCGUUAAGGAACCUUUGUAUUCCUCGGGUGGAGGUUGGGAUUCUUUACCUGCCUGAUACCUUUAUGUUAUCGUGUCGCCUUAGAAGAUGCCUCUUCCUCUUCCUUCUUCUUCUUCUUCUACUUCUUCUUCUUCUUCGCUCCAGUACUAGAGUCAAUUCAUG
Messenger RNA from Lindgomyces ingoldianus, 3855 nucleotides. RefSeq names its product WD40 repeat-like protein. Gene Ontology annotation, cellular component: mitotic spindle. The coding region runs from base 283 to 3489 and encodes 1068 amino acids. The record is from RefSeq and is a predicted model, not a curated record. Gene Ontology annotation, molecular function: protein binding. The transcript has 4 exons. Lineage: Eukaryota; Fungi; Ascomycota; Dothideomycetes; Pleosporales; Lindgomycetaceae. Gene Ontology annotation, biological process: regulation of mitotic cell cycle; mitotic spindle organization.